Tyto alba (common barn owl) is the source of this 1316-nucleotide messenger RNA. Its product is annotated as carboxymethylenebutenolidase homolog. The coding region runs from base 1 to 738 and encodes 245 amino acids. The transcript has 6 exons. Gene Ontology annotation, molecular function: hydrolase activity. The record is from RefSeq and is a predicted model, not a curated record. NCBI's taxonomy places the organism in Eukaryota, Metazoa, Chordata, Aves, Strigiformes, Tytonidae.
AUGGCUGAUGGAUCGAGGCCCUGCCCAUGUGGGGUCGGAGACAGGUUUGACUACGAGACCUGUGGGCAGGAAGCACAAGUCGAGCACGUCAGGGCGUAUGUUUGCAAACCGGCUGCCAGCACAGACAAAGCUGUGAUUGUGAUUCAUGAUAUAUUUGGGUGGCAACUCCCAAACACCAGAUACAUGGCUGAUAUGCUUGCAGCUAAUGGAUUGUCAGUCAUCUGCCCAGACUUUUUUGCAGGACGAGAAGCUUGGAAGCUUUCCGAUGAUUGGUCCAAGUUUGAUGAUUUCCUGGAAACUCGAGAUGCCUGGAAAAUAAACAAAGAAGCUGAUGCUGUCCUGAAAUACCUAAAGGAACAGUGUGGUGCCAAGAAAUUAGGGUUCGCUGGUUUUUGCUGGGGUGGUAUUGCUGUACAUCACCUGAUGAUGACAUACCUGGAAUUAAAGGCUGGUGUAUCUCUCUAUGGUAGCUUGAAAGAUUCUGAUGAUAUAUCCAAUCCCCUGAACCCUAUAUUUUUCAUUUUUGCUGAAAAAGAUGACUUCAUUCCCCUUCAUCAUGUCACCCUGCCGGAGCAGAAGCUAAAGAAAAAUUAUAAAGUUGCUUAUGAAGUUAAAAUUUAUCCUGGGCAAACUCAUGGUUUUGUACAUCGCAGAAGAGAAGAUAUCAAUCCUCAAGAAAAGCCUUAUAUUGAGGAAGGAAGAAAGGAUAUGUUCAACUGGCUGAAUAAGAACAUAUAACAGAAGAGCAACUUAAUUUGUAAGGCAAUUAUGUAGUACAUUGUGGGGAUUUUCAAUAUCACAUUUUAGAAAAUUUGGGGGAGAGUUUGUUGAAAUAGAAAUUAAAGAAAUAAUCUAACAGAAUAUUUGAGAUGUUCUUGUCAGUAGAUUCUAAUUGAUGCUCUCAUAUUAUGUUCCUUUGAAGAAGUCUCAAAUUUCACCUAGCAGUGUCGUGCUUUAACAUGCUGUGAAAUAUUCUCCAGUUCCUCGAGAUUUAUCUUAAUGCUCGAAAUAAGUUAGACUAAUGGUAAAUUAAUCCUUUUGUGUAUUAUAGCCACUGGUCAUCUAAAUUCUACAUAAGUCACAAGCCCAAAAUUUAGGGACACAAGUACAUUGUUUGGCAAAGCUCAUUUUGAGAGAACAGGCCUUUUUGGCUGCAUCCUGGCAGCAGAUGUGCAUUUAACAGGUGAUGUAAGCGGGCAUAUCUUGUUUCAAAAUUUGUAGCUAAGGUUAUUUGGAUGGGAUACUAAUUUCUCAGGUUACCUUUGGCUCUGCGAAAUUCGAUAGAUGGUUUCCUGGUCGGCCCCCCUCUGCCACCC